AUGAAACAAUCAUUAGCCAGGUCUCUAGACAAACUUUAUAAUUUUGCUGACUGCUCUGGCCUGCAUCUCAUCUUUGCACUAAAUGCUUUACGCCGGAAUCCCAACAAUUCCUGGAACAGCUCCAAUGCCCUCAGUCUGCUCAAGUACAGUGCCAGCAAGAAAUACAAUAUCUCCUGGGAGCUGGGCAAUGAACCAAAUAAUUACCGAACCCUCACAGGACGAGCAGUGAAUGGCACUCAGUUCGGCAAGGACUAUACGCAGCUGAAGAGACUGCUACAGUUAAUCCGCACCUACUCCCGAGCCAGUCUGUACGGGCCCAAUAUUGGGAGACCUAGAAAAAAUGUUAUCACACUCUUGGAUGGGUUCAUGAAGGUGGCAGGGCACAUAGUGGAUGCAGUUACCUGGCAACAUUACUACCUUGAUGGCCGAGUGGCCAAGGUGACGGACUUCCUGAAAACACGCCUGUUAGACACACUCUCUGACCAGAUCAGGAAAAUCCAGAAAGUAGUCAAUGCAUACAUGCCUGGAAAAAGGAUUUGGUUAGAGGGCAUCGGAGCUGCUUCUGAAGGAGGCGUCACUAAUCUCUCAGAUUCCUAUGCUGCCAGCUUCCUGUGGCUAAACUCUCUUGGGAUGCUAGCGAGCCAGGGCAUCGAUGUGGUAAUGAGACACUCAUUCUUUGAUCAUGGGCACAACCAUCUUGUGGACCAGAACUUCAACCCACUGCCGGACUACUGGCUCUCACUGCUUUAUAAGCGACUUGUCGGACCCAAAGUACUUGCUGUCCAUGUUGCUGGACUGCAGAGAAAACCUCGCCCUGGCAGGGUGAUUCGUGAUAAGUUACGGAUCUAUGCUCACUGCACCAAUUACUACAACCAUAAUUAUGUCCGUGGUUCUAUCACAAUUUACAUUAUCAACUUGCAUCGGUCACGAAAGAAAAUCAAGUUGGUGGGGACCCUUCGGGACAAACUUGUCCAUCAGUAUGUGCUGCAACCCUAUGGUCAAGAAGGACUUCAGUCAAGGUCUGUGCAGCUUAAUGGACAGCUCCUCACUAUGUUGGAUGAUGGAACUCUGCCAAAUCUGAAGCCUCGUCCUCUUCGUCCUGGACGAACCCUUGUUAUUCCACCGCUCACUAUGAGCUUCUAUGUGGUGAAGAAUGUUAAUGCCCUGGCAUGCCGGUAUCGGUAG
Molecule: messenger RNA, 1185 nt
Organism: Thamnophis sirtalis
Lineage: Eukaryota; Metazoa; Chordata; Lepidosauria; Squamata; Natricidae
Source: RefSeq, a predicted model, not a curated record